AUGCAUCGGUCCUACCAGCCGAUGAAACCUGUGACCAACCGCUACCUGCAGCGGCGAUGGGACCAGAGCAGCUACGAAGACCACAGGAGGAAGGUGAACUUUGCCCAGCCCAUAGUGGACACCAGGGGCAUGAAGACACCAGCUCACGUCCAGCUCAAACUCAAGAAGCUGCAGCUGCAGGAUGAGCGUCUGUCCAUCAUCGACAGAGACAACCGCUUCCUCGCCUCCAAACUGGCUGAGAUCGCUCGCUCUCCAGGCCUGGUGGACCACAGGAACCCGUACCAGCAGAGGAGCCUGAAUUCUGACAAGAGGAGGGAGGAGUUUCUACUGGUCAGCCGUCAGAAUCAGGCCAUUUUCCAGCGAAUCACAGCCCGCCAGUCAGACUACCGCCACCAGCUCUGGUUGGACGACUGGGAGAGGACGGAGCGGCGGCGGAACGACAUCGCCCGAUUCCCCCGAGGCCUCCCCAGGAAGCAGAAGUCGGAGAGGAAGGUGAAGUUUGCAUCUGCAGAGAGCAACGAGCAGCCGGAGACCAGCAGCAGCACUGACAGCACCGACAGAGAGACAUGAAACACACACACACACACACACACACACAAAGAUACA
Molecule: messenger RNA, 606 nt
Organism: Myripristis murdjan (pinecone soldierfish)
Lineage: Eukaryota; Metazoa; Chordata; Actinopteri; Holocentriformes; Holocentridae
Exons: 5
Coding region: 1-570 (189 amino acids)
Source: RefSeq, a predicted model, not a curated record